AUGACGGUUCCUCCCGAACAGAAGAGUGGACAACAAAGCUUGGAAAGAGACCGGACGGCUAGAAGACAAAUUGUGGAGGAGUUUGGUGACUUAGCCCCAAAUAACCGAAACAGAGAGAUUCUCGACAAGAAUUGUGGCAACAAAGAGAUUAUGGCACACGAAAAAAUUGAAGCAUAUGAAUCUAGAAUAUCAUCGACUCAAUCAAAAGAAAUGUCCAAUUCAGAUUCAUUGGCUCAUGCUUUAGGAAUCAAAGAGCAUUGUGGACGCAUUCGUGGUUUAGGUUUGGAUCCUUGCCCAUCUAAAGUCUUUGGAGUCCAUGCUCGUUCUCAUGGUGGAUCAUCUUCAACUUCUGCUUCUAAUGUUGAAUUACAAACUCAGGUUCCUCCCGAACAGAAGAGUGGACAACAAAGCUUGGAAAGAGACCGGACGGCUAGAAGACAAAUUGUGGAGGAGUUUGGUGACUUAGCCCCAAAUAACCGAAACAGAGAGAUUCUCGACAAGAAUUGUGGCAACAAAGAGAUUAUGGCACACGAAAAAAUUGAAGCAUAUGAAUCUAGAAUAUCAUCGACUCAAUCAAAAGAAAUGUCCAAUUCAGAUUCAUUGGCUCAUGCUUUAGGAAUCAAAGAGCAUUGUGGACGCAUUCGUGGUUUAGGUUUGGAUCCUUGCCCAUCUAAAGUCUUUGGAGUCCAUGCUCGUUCUCAUGGUGGAUCAUCUUCAACUUCUGCUUCUAAUGUUGAAUUACAAACUCAGACAAAGACGACAACCACGGCAGAGCAGCAACAACGGGGUUACUUUCAACAGCGGCAACGGAAACGGGCUUUUGCUGGUUCGGUGGAGCAUGCAGGAACGACGUCGUGGAGGCAGGGGAUGGUGAGAGGAGGUGGAGGAGGAGGAGGAGGGGAGAUAGUGGAAGUUGAAGGGGGACACAUUGUGCGGUCCACGGGGCGGAAGGAUCGCCACAGCAAAGUGUGCACUGCCAAAGGGCCGCGCGACCGGCGGGUGAGGCUAUCGGCCCACACCGCAAUUCAAUUCUACGACGUGCAGGAUCGGUUGGGCUACGACCGGCCCAGUAAGGCCGUGGACUGGCUCAUCAACAAAGCCAAGGACGCCAUCGACCAACUCGCGCAUCUCCCUCCCUGGAAACCCACCCUUCCGACAGCAAACCACCUAAACGACGACGAAUCAGACAAAACAAACCCUAAUAACCCGAACUCAACCACAAACACUAGCACAAACCCUGAUGCUGAAAUUCUGAACCAGUUCAACGAGAACCUUGAGAACGAUGAUGGUGGUGGAGGAGGAGGAGGAGGAGGAGGAGGUUCGAGUUAUCUUCCCUUGGAUAACGACGCUAUAAGAUCGUUCUUUCCCACAACGACGUCGUCGUUGAUUCAGUUCCAAAGCUACCCACCGGAUUUGCUUUCGAGGACGAGCAGCCAGGAUUUGCGUCUCUCGCUUCAGUCCUUGCAGGACCCGAUUAUGCUCCACCAUAACCAAAACGAGCACGUGCUUUUCGCUGGAGCCGGGUUUGAUAAUAUGGGAGCGUGGAACAACAGUGGGAAUGCUACUAAUGAUACUCAUGGUGGUGGAGGUGGAGGAGGGUUCGUGGUUAACGCUCCCUCGCCUUUUCCGGGGCCGGCGACUGUUGCGCCGCCGGCGGUGGUUUUUGGCUAUGGUAAUGGGAAUGGUCAAGGCCAGUAUUUUUCUCAGAGGGGACCCCUUCAGUCCAGUAACACCCCGUCCGUUCGUGCGUGGAUUGACGCGCCGUCGUUCGUGGCCGCCGCCGAUCAUUAUCAUCGGCAUCACUACUUGUCACCGGCGGCUGCGGCGGCGUUGGUGUAUCAGUCAUCUCCUUCUUCGGCAUUUGCGCCCGGGGGCUUCUCGGGAUUCCGCGUGCCGGCACGAAUUCAGGGUGAAGAGGAGCACGACGGCGUGUCCGAUAAGCCGUCCUCUGCUUCCUCCGAUUCUCGCCGCUGAACCGCCGAUUGCGGACUUCGUUCCUUCAGUUGCUGACUCCGAAACCCUACUUGUGUGGUCUAUUUCUGCAGCGAGGAAGCGAAGGAUUCGGAUUCGGAAUGAAUGGUUCGGUUCAGUGGAGUAUGCUUGUGGAAUGAAGAAAAUCUGGGGUUGAAUUUCCAGGUUUUUAAAUUCUCCUGAUUGUUAUGAUAAGUUUUUUAUUAUCAUCAUCAUUAUUAUGUAUGUCAUGUUUCAUCAGGGAGACUUUUAGGUUUCGGUAUUGUUGUGUGUUGGAUUGAAUGUUUGAUGUUUUGUUGCAAUUUGUAGUGACCGUGUUUGUACUUGAAUAUCUAGUUUCUUAGUUUUGGUUUGAAAACGUGGACGCAGCUGUUACUACUGUUACUUAUUCA
Vigna umbellata (rice bean) is the source of this 2363-nucleotide messenger RNA. NCBI's taxonomy places the organism in Eukaryota, Viridiplantae, Streptophyta, Magnoliopsida, Fabales, Fabaceae. The record is from RefSeq and is a predicted model, not a curated record.